AUGGCGUCAGUAAUGGAUAGACAGAGUCACUCUUCGCCUAAAUCUACGGACAGAGAUGGGGUAACGGGUUCGGAUCACCAUGGGCUAGGGGGCAGUUAUCUGAAAGCCGAAGGCAAUGCUACAUCAUUGCUUGCUGGAGAAGAGGCGGCCACUCUUAGAGAAGCAUGUGGUACCUCAACUACUGCGGACUCGCCUCCAGGAUGCUCACCAAUGGGGUCAACUCUAGCCACAUCUCCAGUUGGGGAAAAUGCUCAGCAGAGAGUGGUCCCCAUGAGCAGUGUGCCAUCCAGUAGUCCUACAGAGACGCCAACUUUGUCUGGUCCUCCGUCACUAGCAUCUGCCAGCUGUGUUGGGGAUGAUAUGGCACUUGAUGCAGUGGCUGCUGCUGCUGCGACGGUCGCAGUUGAGGCAAUGAGCAAAUUGCAAGAACCACGAGAAAGCCGCACAGCAGAACUGCUGGAGAAUAGUGCUCGGGUGGCUUCCAGCGUUUGGAAGAGUGCGAGAAUAACAGCAACUACUGCGGCCGCAGUUACUGCGUCGAGGGUCGCGACGACGGACUUUUCAGCGCUUAGCGAAGCCACCGCGAAGCCUCUACGGGCUGCUGCAGAAUACGUAGGUUUGGGCUCUUAUCUGGGCUCAUGUACUGCAGCAGAGAAAGACAAAAGGGACGGCGAGCAUUCAGAGGGAGGUGCUACAUUGGCAGUUGAAGACGCUCCUGAACCUGCAGGCAGUGCUGACGGGAGCAGGUUCAGCGGUAACGUCCCUGUCCCAGUGGGUAAGGAGGGUGUAGCGAGCUAUGGCUGGUCGCUGGGAAGUUUACGCGUUCCUGUGUUGCCGCUGUGCUUCUGUGCCCCGAAUGCCGGACGCGACAAGCCGUUGAGCUGCACUGUGGCGGUAGCCGUAGCCGAUGCAGAAACGGAACUAGAGGGCAGCGACGCAGAGGCUGCAGCAGCAGAAUACAUGACCUCAAAUGCUUCUGCGUGUAUUGGCAUCGUGAAUGCUGGUGCUCCUACAGAGGAGCAGGAUCGUCCCCAAACUGAGAGCCCUCUUGGGGCUGGCGAUAUCUCAGACACUCCGGGAACACCUAGGGUAGUGGAAGCUGUUGAGGAACAUUCUCUUCAUGUUGCCGAAGGUUUUGUGGCAGGGCGGAAUAAAAAGAGUCACAGCGGGGACCGCGAAGAAGUUCGCAGCUGCGGAAGCCACGACGACAGAGUUGGUGCUACAAAGGGGUCGCUUCAUGGGAUGCGAGAUAAUGUGCAUGUCGAAGAUGUGAACGAGAAACCACCAGAGGUCGCAACAAGGACAGUACCGGACAAACUGCAAGAGGCACAGCACCAAAAGCAGACAGUAUGGGCUUCUUUGCGCUCGACUUUGGCAGACUCAUCUCGUCGCUCUGUGGAGGUUGCUCAGCAAGUAGCAGGCACGGCUGCCUCCGCUGCCAGCGUGGCAAAUAAGGCCCUUGAUGCCCUUGUGCUACCUCUUUUCGGUGCAUGUAUGACACCGCAAGCACGUGCUGACGGUGGCAUUUCAGGGUUGGCGGAGUCAUCUCCUGAGCAAGCUAGAAGCAGAGUGGAUCCUUCCGUCAAUCAGCCGCAUGUUCAGUCAGGAGGUGAACAGGCACAGUCAGAUCAGCCGAGACAUGGGGAGUCAGGACCAUCAUCUUCUGGGCUGCUGAGCGAGCUUCAGAGGCGGCAGCAGGCCCUUGCAGAGGCAGUGCGUGACCGAAGCAUAAACUUUGUCCAGCAUUCGGUGGCAUUGACAGCAUCAUCGAAUUUCUCUGAGGCCCGCUAUCACUUGGCGGAGAUCGUUGACACAGGUGGUCCUGAGGUCAGCGGAGUGUGGGCAGGCGUCAAGGUAGGGCUCGGGAUCGCGACGUUGGCUUCAGGGCAUUUGAUUUUGGGGGGUGCGAUGGUAGCUGUGGCAACGAGCUCGCUGGGUAGCGCUCUUUUGUGGGGCCGACAUCGUCAAGAAGUGUAUGAGAUAAUGCGCGGUGACUACCCAGAGGGUGGUGAGCGGUACCAGUCGUCUGAAGUGUCAUACAAUGAGGAAGGAGCUGAGGCGGAAUCGGGAACGCUUAUCAGCGCAAAGAGCAGCGCCACAUCACUUCAUCAGACUUCAGCACCCACAGCGUCUCGUGUAGCCGACGAGGCAGCAUUAGCAGAUGAUGACAAGUGUCUGACGACAGAGUCGACUGCAGCUUCAGGCUGUGCCAUUACAGCGCAUCGUGAUCAGUAG
Messenger RNA from Eimeria tenella, 2235 nucleotides. RefSeq lists its product as uncharacterized. The transcript has 3 exons. Lineage: Eukaryota; Apicomplexa; Conoidasida; Eucoccidiorida; Eimeriidae. Bases 1 to 2235 code for a protein of 744 amino acids. The record is from RefSeq and is a predicted model, not a curated record.